Messenger RNA from Teleopsis dalmanni, 2353 nucleotides. RefSeq names its product G protein-coupled receptor kinase 1 (gene Gprk1). Gene Ontology annotation, biological process: regulation of signal transduction; protein phosphorylation; G protein-coupled receptor signaling pathway. The record is from RefSeq and is a predicted model, not a curated record. Gene Ontology annotation, molecular function: G protein-coupled receptor kinase activity; ATP binding; G protein-coupled receptor binding. Bases 182 to 2287 code for a protein of 701 amino acids. The transcript is spliced from 16 exons. Lineage: Eukaryota; Metazoa; Arthropoda; Insecta; Diptera; Diopsidae.
AAAGCUGAAAUAUGUAGUAAUAUACACAAUUUUCAAACAAAUGUGUAUUUAUAUCUUUAAUACUAUGUAAAAUUUAUAAACACGUAAAUAAUAAGUAAGACGUAUUCUUACUCAUAUGAUUGUUGAUUUGUUCUCCAGAUAAAAUUUUGUGCAACUUGGCUAAGAAAUAUUGUCAUACACAAUGGCUGAUUUGGAGGCUGUGUUGGCUGAUGUUAGUUAUUUAAUGGCUAUGGAGAAAUCAAAAUGUACUCCUGCGGCGAGAGCUAGUAAAAAAUUAUUUUUACCUGAUCCCAGCGUGCGUAGCGUGAUGCAAAAGUAUUUAGAAAAGGAGAAUGAACUAACAUUUCACAAAAUAUUCAAUCAAGUACUAGGAUAUAUAUUAUUUAAAGAUUUUUGUGAAAACGAUUCGGAAGAACCUAUACAGCAACUAAAAUUUUAUGAACAGAUCAAAAAAUUCGAAAAAACAGAGUGUUAUGAUGAAAGAAAAAUAUUAGCUCGAGAAAUAUAUGACAAUUUUAUAAUGGAGGAAAUGCUCUCACAUACUUAUGAGUAUUCAAAGGAGGCAGUUGCUAGCGUUCAAAAAUAUUUACUCAAAAAUGAAGUUCCUUUGAAUUUAUUUGAGCCUUACAUAGAGGAGAUUUUUAAUCACUUGAAAGGCAGGCCAUUUAAAAAAUUUUUGGAAAGUGACAAAUUUACCAGAUUUUGUCAGUGGAAAAAUUUAGAGCUCAACAUUCAAUUAACGAUGAACGACUUUAGUGUACAUAGAAUAAUUGGACGUGGUGGUUUUGGAGAAGUUUAUGGAUGCAGAAAAGCUGAUACCGGUAAAAUGUAUGCAAUGAAAUGUUUAGAUAAAAAACGUAUUAAAAUGAAACAGGGCGAAACAUUAGCUCUAAACGAACGAACUAUGUUACAGAUAGUUAGUACAGGGAUGGAUUGCCCAUUUAUUGUUUGUAUGACAUAUGCAUUUCACACCCCCGACAAAUUAUGUUUCAUCUUAGAUCUAAUGAAUGGUGGAGAUUUGCAUUAUCAUCUAUCACAACAUGGAGUUUUUAAUGAAGAUGAAAUGAAAUUUUAUGCUGCAGAAGUUAUCUUAGGCUUAGAACAUAUGCACAAACGUUUUAUAGUUUAUAGAGAUUUAAAGCCAGCAAAUAUUUUGCUAGAUGAGAAUGGUCAUGUACGCAUCUCUGAUUUAGGUCUAGCGUGCGAUUUCUCGCGAAAAAAACCGCACGCUUCUGUUGGAACUCAUGGAUAUAUGGCUCCAGAAGUUCUCUCCAAAGGAACACCAUACGAUUCUUGCGCUGACUGGUUUAGCUUUGGUUGUAUGCUAUAUAAAUUACUCAAAGGUCAUUCGCCGUUUAGGCAACACAAAACUAAAGAUAAACACGAAAUUGAUAGAAUGACUUUGACAAUGAAUGUUGAAUUACCAGAUUCAUUUACUCCUGAACUCAAGAAUCUUUUAGAUUUGUUAUUACAACGAGAUAUUGUAAAACGUCUCGGUUGUAUGGGAAACGGUGCUGAUGAAGUAAAAAUGCAUCCAUUCUUUUCUGGUAUAGACUGGAAUCAAGUUUAUAUGCAAAAAUAUACACCGCCAUUAAUACCACCUAGAGGAGAAGUAAAUGCCGCCGAUGCGUUCGAUAUUGGCUCUUUCGACGAAGAAGAUACAAAGGGAAUUAAACUAACAGAAAGCGAUCAAGAACUUUAUAAAUUUUUCCCAUUAACAAUAUCUGAAAGGUGGCAACAGGAAGUAUCCGAAACAGUAUUUGAAACAGUUAAUAUAGAAACCGAUAAAAUUGAACAGAAGAAAAGAGCUAAGCAAAAGCAGCAUUUUGAUGCCGACGAAAAGGAGUCCGAUUGCAUUUUACAUGGUUAUAUAAAGAAAUUGGUGGGAUCUUUUGCAUCGUUAUGGCAAACGAAAUAUGCUAAAUUAUAUCCGAAUCGUCUAGAAUUGCAUUCUGAGAGUGGAAACAAUAAGCCUGAAUUGAUUUUUAUGGAUCAAGUUGAGGAUAUUUCUUCAGAUUUUAUUGUUUAUAAAGGAGAGCAAUGUAUUCAAAUACGUAUCAAUGACGGUACGCGUGAUGGUAGAAUUAUUUUAACGAACUCUGAUGAAAUUGGUUUAAAGGAAUGGGCCUCUUCUUUAAAAUCAGCUCAUAAAGUUUCACAGGAACUUUUAGGUUCAAUGGCCAAAAAAGCUGGUAAAAUUUAUGGAAGUGAACGAGAUGCUAACAAGUCGAUGUACAUAAUAAACACUAAUAAUACUAUAUCAAAAAACGUAAAUGGAUCCAACUAAUAAAUUUUACACAAAUAUAAGUAAAUAAUUUUAAGUUAAACUAACUUAUUCGAAAUAAAUAUUAUU